Messenger RNA from Styela clava, 3706 nucleotides. RefSeq lists its product as uncharacterized. Lineage: Eukaryota; Metazoa; Chordata; Ascidiacea; Stolidobranchia; Styelidae. Gene Ontology annotation, molecular function: protein binding. The record is from RefSeq and is a predicted model, not a curated record. Gene Ontology annotation, biological process: signal transduction.
CUUUUUACAAGUAAACUGAUGUACUCGACUUCAGAGUGCUAAAUCUUUUGCGGAAUUUAGCUCAUAUUUUUCACAUUCUGUGAUUCUCUAUUUGUGGGAAUACAAAAAGCGCAAUAUAAGUCCAUUUGAAAAUAGGCUACGAUUGUAGGAAUGAAAGUAUAAGUAUCCAUAAUCGUAGUCACAAUCGUCAUAUUUCAUAGGCAUGCGUUCCACUUUACUUAAUCGGGUUCGUCCUUGUUUAGAUUUAUAAAAUUUACUUCAUAUUUAAGCAAAACAAUUUGACAACGCAACGCGAAUACGUUGUCAACAGUCUGGAAUUGUAUAAUAUGUCUAAUUGUUCACGAAAGCACAAUAAAAUUGUAUGCAUAAACGCCUAUAGAAAAUACCCUUAACCAGCUCUUAAACCCAUUGAAUUUUGAAUGCAGAAUGUACAAGAUUGACGACAAUAUUGAGAGAAUGUCGUCAGCAUCGUCGUCUAUCACGUAUCGAACAAACGACGAAAAUCACAGAACAGUUCCAAUCCGUGAUUUUCAAAAAUUGUCCACUCGGAACGGCCGCCACAGACAAACAAGCGAGGAAGCCUACGCCGCCGAAAUACAUACAGCCUCAAGCGCUAAAAAGACAGACGACGACUAUCUGCUGGAUAGUUUACUUAGUCGUGAAAGUCGAAAUAUUGAUGCACCUGGUUCGGAUUCAGCAAUUAAGCACAGAAAUAAAAGAUACGGACAUUCGGAAAAGGAAUAUUUUUCAGCAAACAGUGAAAGUGAUAAGAGACCGCAACGAGAUACGUAUGAAAGUGGUUUCGUUUCUGAUGAAUACAAAGACACAAACGAAAGUAUUGAACGGGGUCUUCAGAAUGAGUUGCUUAGAGUAGACGUGGAAGAUCGCUUCUCGUUAUCUUCUGUUAGCACCGUUGCAUCACGGUCUCAUCGAUCUGACAGAACAAGCACAUACAGAAACUACAAUCGGGAAGUUAAUCGGAAAAAAACCGCACAAGAUCACGAUAGCGAAAGUAUAUCAGAAAUUCGUUCAGAAAGCGGUUUGGAAGAAGAACGAUUCCCUACCUAUUUAUCCGCGAACUUCAAUGUUGCAGUAGAUCAAAGUGACACCCAGAGCUGGUAUUCUGAAAUAACUUCAAGUAGUCUUCCUAAAUCUGCAAAAUACCACCAAGUACAAAAUUCCAAUAGAAAUUUUGGCGGCAAAAUUCCUACUUUUUCUGCUGUAUCAGCGCCCACACUUGCAUUAGGAGAGUUAGAAAGCGAAAGCAGCAUUCAUUCAGAAGCUGAAAACCGGCCACAAAUACCUCAUAGACACCAAGAAAUAGAUAUGCGAAGCGUCAGACGUGUCAGCAGUAGAUCUAGAAUAAAACAAGCUCAAUCACCUCUAAAUGUAGAGGAAUCUCCUAUUGACAGCAGAGUAAACAAUAAUUACACAAAACAGAGGCAUUCUUAUGAGCAGGACAGAAGACAUGCUUACCAUAAAUCACAAAACUCACAGCGUCGGAGUUUACCGGAAAGCCAGCAGCCCAGAUUUCAUCAUACCACCUCUACACGAUCCAGUUCUCUAUCUGAAAAAGCAUAUUAUCCAAAUUCCCACUCAUCCACCAGAAAUACUUCUGAAUCAGAAGAUAGUUUCAACCAACGUAAAAAAUCCAAUCACUCUGACAGAUCAAUGCAAGAAGAUAUAUUGAGAUUGGGAAUUGUUGAUGAAAACAAACCUAUGACAACACCAGAAUCUCUUGAAAAUGCACCAAUCACGAAAUCACCCAGACCUUCAAUUCAUUCACGAAAAUCAUCUGGUCAUGGAUCUCAGACCUCAAGAGCAGGAUCUCGCUUGUCAAUUCAAAAAAUUGAUAUGGGAGACACAGACUCUAUUGGUUCAGCUACCAGUGUUAUUCUUCGAGCAGAAUCUCGAGGAAGCAAAUCAAGUGGAACACACUCUGUUAACAUGGUAGAUCCCGAUGAGGAAAUAUUGGUGGGAGAUGAAAAAGAUCUGCAUUCAGCGGCAAGACGAGGAGAUUCAGAAACAGUAGAUGAAUUACUGGAGCUUGGAACUGACAUCAACUGUCGAAAUGAGACGGACCGCACACCAAUACAUUGGGCUGCUGGGAAUGGACACGUUUCUGUGCUAAAAAUAUUACUUGAAAGAGAUGCCAACAUAGAAGCUGCCGAUAAGUUUGGAAUGAAUGCACUUCUAUGGGCAUCAUGGUUCGGUCACAAAGUAUGCGUCGAAAUGCUUCUUCGAGCUGGUGCAAAAUCCACUGCCAAAAACAAAAAUGGAUUUAGUUUUCUACAUUGUGCAGCACAGAAUAAUCACAUUAUGGUGGAACAUAUAUUAACAGAAGAUCUUCAAGAAUUUGAUAGAAAUAUUACAGAUGAUGCGGGAAGAACAUGUUUACAUGUUUUAGCUAAACAUGGAAGAAAAGAAAUGCUUGAGACGUUUAUUGCACUUCAGUGUGACGUAAACGCCAAAGACAAGGCAGAGAACACACCUUUGCAUCUCGCAGCUAAAAAUGGAUUCCCUGAACUACUUUCAAUUUUAGUGAAUGCUGGAACGAAUAUAGAAGAAAAAAAUGCUGAUAAUAAAACAUCACUGCAUCUUGCGGCUGAAGAAGGCAAGACUGAAGCUAUUGAAGAGCUGAUAAGACUUGGUGCAGAUGUCAAUGCAGAAACUGAAGACGAAGUUUGCCCGCUGCAUCUAGCUGUAUCAGGAAGGCACGAAGAGGCCACUAUUGCUCUCAUAAAUGGUGGCGCUGAUGUUGAUGCCGGAAACAAGCAUAAUCAAACACCAUUCCAUUAUGCUGUUAUAGCAAACAAGACAUCUAUUGUACAAAUACUGGCCAUGCACAAUGCUGACGCUAAUGUUCAAGAUGCAAGAAGAGAAACUCCAUUGCAUUUAGCAACGGAGAAUGGAUAUUAUGAAAUUACCGAAAUUUUACUCCACUGUAAUAUAAACCUUUCAUUAACAGAUCAGAGAGGCAAGACCCCACUAGAUGUAGCUGCGAGAGGGAGUUAUAUUACAAUUGUUGACAUGAUAUUGAAGGCUGAACGACAUCAUUUGUAUCUAAAGUCACCACAUAAUCAACUGAACAACGGUCAUCCACUUGACAAUAAUGAUUUUAUGGAUGAUGUACUUGAUGGACUACCACGAGAUGUUUCAUUCAAACCAGAUAAUUCCGCAGAAACACAACAUAUACGAACAAUUUUAUAUAAACUUGCCACAAAAUAUUUGAAAAAGGACGAGUGGAGGAAACUAGCGUUCCAGUGGGGAUUCACCGAUUCUCAGGUACAGGCCAUUGAAGAACAAUAUACUGGUGAACGAAGCUAUAAAGAGCAUGGAUACAGAAUGUUACUCAUAUGGUUAAAUGGUUGCAUACUCAGACAAGAAAACCCUGUACGUUCAUUAUUUGAAGGUCUUGUAGCAAUUCAAAGGAGAGAUGUGGCAGAGACAAUCAGAUCAAAGGCAAACUCACUUCAACCAGAAAAGGCAUGCGUUAUAUCGUGACAGGGCAACCAAAAACACGACAUCCAAAUACCUUUGUCGGUUGUGCAAAUCUUUUCACUUCAUAUACUCAUCCACAGUAUACUAACUAGACACAGGAUGUUUAAUAAUCCUAAAGUCAACUUUCUCACUUAUUUCUCCGUCUUAUUGUGUGUAUAUAAAUUAAGUUCUUCCAAAAAUCUUGCUAACUUAUAUAUUUUCAAUU